CACGGGGAAUGAUCAGGAAAGGAGAAACAGUGAGAUCAUUCCCGGGAAGCCUAUAAAAGGAGCAGAGAAGGAGGGGGCUGGGGCUAGAGCCCUGGACAGCAUCCACGGAGAGGAAGAGGCAGGGCAGGGUAGUGCAACAGGCAGUGCCAGAAGUAGGUGGAGGGUCAGGAAGGAGGAGCAGUUCAGGUGGGCAGGGACCCGGUGCCAGGAGAAGGCAGAUCAGCCACGAAGAAGAAUGAGCCCAGAGCCAGGCUGUCUGGACUGGGCCAGGAGGAGGCAGCUGGUGAAGCUGCUCAGUGCUUUCUGAUCAGUGCUGGCCCCCCGGGGGACUUGAGACACAAGGAAAACCCAGCGAGACUGAAUCAUGGAGCUUCGUGUGGGAAACAAAUACAGGUUGGGCCGGAAAAUCGGCAGUGGCUCCUUUGGGGAUAUCUACUUGGGUGCCAACAUUGCUUCCGGGGAGGAGGUGGCCAUUAAGCUGGAAUGUGUGAAAACGAAGCACCCCCAGCUGCACAUUGAAAGCAAGUUCUACAAGAUGAUGCAGGGAGGAGUGGGGAUCCCCUCUAUCAAGUGGUGCGGCGCGGAGGGGGACUACAAUGUCAUGGUGAUGGAGCUGCUGGGCCCCAGCCUGGAAGACCUUUUCAAUUUCUGCUCCCGCAAGUUCAGCCUCAAGACCGUCCUUCUCUUGGCCGACCAGAUGAUCAGCCGCAUUGAGUACAUCCACUCCAAGAACUUCAUCCACCGGGAUGUGAAACCUGACAACUUCCUCAUGGGCCUGGGCAAGAAGGGAAACCUGGUGUACAUCAUCGAUUUUGGCCUGGCCAAGAAAUACCGGGACGCUCGCACCCACCAGCACAUCCCCUACCGGGAAAACAAAAAUCUGACUGGCACUGCCCGCUACGCUUCCAUCAACACCCAUUUGGGCAUCGAGCAAAGCCGCCGUGAUGACCUGGAGAGUUUGGGUUACGUGCUUAUGUAUUUCAACCUGGGCUCCCUGCCCUGGCAGGGUCUCAAAGCAGCUACCAAGAGGCAGAAGUAUGAACGUAUUAGUGAGAAGAAGAUGUCCACACCCAUCGAGGUCCUUUGCAAAGGAUACCCCUCUGAAUUCUCCACGUACCUCAACUUUUGCCGCUCUCUCCGGUUCGAUGACAAGCCUGAUUACUCAUACCUGAGACAGCUCUUCCGGAACCUCUUCCACCGUCAGGGCUUCUCCUAUGACUAUGUCUUUGACUGGAACAUGCUCAAAUUCAUGCGGCCCCCUUCCAGUCAGCCCCCUGCCCUUCCCUGCGCUGCGCCCCGGGACCAAUUAGGGUGCGGCCCGGAACCCCGAGGAUAUGGACCGAGAGCGGCGGGAGCACGAGAGAGAGGAGAGGAUGGGACAGUUGAGAGGAUCUGCUACGCGGGCGCUCCCCCCAGGACCCCCUGCUGGUGCCGCUGCCAACCGCUUGCGCAACGUGGCCGAGCCCGUGGCUUCCAACCCAGCCUCCCGCAUCCAGCAAGCUGGCAAUACUUCUCCCAGAGCGAUCUCACGGGUAGACAGGGAGAGGAAGGUGAGUAUGAGGUUACACCGAGGAGCCCCGGCCAACGUCUCCUCCUCCGACCUCACAGGACGCCAAGAGGUGUCUCGGAUUUCUGCAUCACAGACAAGCGUGCCAUUUGACCACCUCGGGAAGUGAGGGAAAGAUGCCACCGGACCAGUGUUUGCUUAGUGUCUUCACUGUAUUUUUUCUUUUAAAAAAAAUUUUAAAAAGACUUAAAAAAAGAAAAUGAAAAAAAAUCCCACAAAACAGACAACAGAUUUUUGUUGCUAUCUGGGAUUUUUCUUUCUUUCUUUUCUUUUCUUUUUUCUUUUUUCUUUUUUCUUUUUCUUUUUCUUUCUUUUUUUUUUUUUUGCCAAUGGAGAAGAGACACAAAGCUCCCACUGCACGACUUCUGGCCCUGGUGUCUGCCUUCCUCCCCCGUCUGCCUUCUGCCCUCCAGACCCCACCAAGGGACCCUUUUGGGAAGACACCACUCACCCCGCCUGGAGCCACGCCAAGGCCCUCCCCAUGCCUGCCACCCCUGAGCAGUGGGUGGGGGUGUGGGGAGUGGGGGCUCUCCCUCUCCUCCUCCUAGCCCAGACUGGGGGGGCUCCAGUGGUCAGGGCCCCUCUGCCCUCCCACCCCACACUCCUGUUUCUGUGUCAAUGUUGGUCUGAACAUCCUCUGGGUCCGAGGAGCCAACCUCUGGAUGAAGAGGAAAGGGAAGGCUUGGACUUGGCAGAAGCUGUCUGGAUUUCAUUUUGUUUUGUGAAAGUAAACUCGUGACUCCCUGAG
This is a messenger RNA of Phascolarctos cinereus (koala), 2315 nucleotides long. RefSeq names its product casein kinase 1 epsilon (gene CSNK1E). Gene Ontology annotation, molecular function: ATP binding; protein kinase activity. The record is from RefSeq and is a predicted model, not a curated record. Gene Ontology annotation, biological process: protein phosphorylation. Lineage: Eukaryota; Metazoa; Chordata; Mammalia; Diprotodontia; Phascolarctidae.